Ictalurus punctatus (channel catfish) is the source of this 1016-nucleotide messenger RNA. It is a transcript of the gene zcrb1, whose product is annotated as zinc finger CCHC-type and RNA binding motif 1. The transcript has a single exon. The record is from RefSeq and is a predicted model, not a curated record. Gene Ontology annotation, biological process: mRNA splicing, via spliceosome. Gene Ontology annotation, molecular function: RNA binding; zinc ion binding. Bases 57 to 719 code for a protein of 220 amino acids. Gene Ontology annotation, cellular component: U12-type spliceosomal complex. Lineage: Eukaryota; Metazoa; Chordata; Actinopteri; Siluriformes; Ictaluridae.
CAUUUCCGCUUCCGGUUCAAACGUAUUUACACAAAAACGAAGACAGUGUGUGAAAAAUGAGUGGCGGUUUGGCCCCGAGUAAAAGCACUGUUUACAUUUCUAACCUGCCGUUUUCGCUGACUAAUAACGACUUGCACAAGUUAUGCACGAAAUACGGCAAAGUUGUUAAGGUGACGAUUGUGAAGGACAAACAAACGCGGAAGAGUAAAGGUGUCGCGUUUGUGCUGUUCCUGGACAGGGAGUCUGCUCAUAACUGUGCUCGGUCUCUGAACCACAAGGAGCUCUUCGGCAGGACGGUGAAGGCCAGCAUCGCUAUUGAUAACGGAAGAGCUGCAGAGUUCAUCAGGAGAAGAAACUACACCGACAAGUCCAAGUGUUACGAGUGUGGCGAAGACGGUCACUUGAGUUACUCCUGCCCAAACAAUUUGCUCGGAGAAAGAGAGCCUCCACCCAAAAAGGAAAAGAAGAAGAAGAAGAAGUUGAUGAUGAAGCACGUCGACGAGGUUGAGCCCGAGGAAAGCGAAGAUGAAGGAGAAGACCCUGCACUGGACAGUUUAAGCCAGGCCAUUGCUUUUCAGCAAGCUCGGAUUGAAGAGGAAGACAGACGAAGGAAGCAGACUGCAGGAGACUCGAGCCACACUUCCACAUCAGACAGCUCGUAUAAACCCAGGAUCAAGAAGAGCACAUACUUCAGUGAUGAGGAAGAGCUGAGUGACUGACUGAUGAACAUUUCCCACUCCCUAAGAUCUUUAUUAUCAAAGAUCAGUUAAAAUAUCUCAAAGGCUUUUCAAGAACUUGCAAGUAAAAUACAGUUAAAAGAAAUAAAUCUGUCACUUGGUGUUUGGAAAGCUUUAGUAACUGAUGCAUGAACAACACCUUAUUGUGAUUGGAAAAGUUGUGGUCACUCUGUACAGCAUUUCAGAAUUGAAUUUGACUUUUAAAAGUCUGUGUUAAUUGCUUUACUCAUUUUCUUUUAUAUUGUAAAUAAUAAAGCAAAGAAUGUCUACUCAUCGGUA